GUGACUUACCUACAGGGGGAUCUAUUAUCAACGUUACGGUAGGAAAACGUGACGUACAGCUCGGAGCUCUUGGAAUGACACCAGCGCGCUGGUAGCAGCAAGUUGGGCGCUAGGACAGAGCCUGUGCACCGGCCGGUUUGGCGCCGUCACGUCGCUCUUCAUAACUCCGUUGCAUGGGAGUCUACAGCUGAGGACUACUAAUCCGGGUUUAGACACCACGGCAUUUCGCCCUCACAUCUGGAAGCAUCUGCAUUCAGGGCAGGAGUACUUUGAAGUACAGGAGCCUCACCACCAUGUCCAGUGUGCAGAGGGUCGGCAGCCCGGCCAACCUCGCCGAGGCGAAGAGGAGCGAGCUGCGGAUGAAGGAGAAGAAGUGCUCGUGGGCAUCCUACAUGACCAACUCUCCCACGGUGAUCGUGAUGAUCGGCCUUCCUGCCAGAGGGAAGACCUAUAUGUCCAAGAAACUCACUCGCUACCUCAACUGGAUCGGUGUCCCCACCAAAGUGUUUAACCUGGGCGUGUACCGGAGGGAGGCGGUCAGGGCAUACAAGUCCUACGACUUCUUCCGCCAUGACAACCAGGAAGCCAUGAAAAUCAGGAAACAGUGUGCCCUGGUCGCCCUGCAGGAUGUGAGGGCGUAUCUGACAGACGAAGGAGGACAGAUCGCUGUGUUCGACGCAACAAAUACGACGAGGGAGAGACGAGACCUCAUUCUCGCUUUUGUCCAAGAAAAUGCAUUUAAGGUGUUUUUUGUGGAGUCAGAGUGUGACGACCCAGAAGUCAUUGCUGCCAACAUUCUGGAGGUAAAGGUUUCAAGCCCUGACUACCCGGAGAGACACAGAGAGCGAGUGAUGGACGACUUUCUGAAGAGAAUCGAGUGUUACAAGGUCACCUACCAACCGCUAGACCCUGACCAAUAUGACAAGGACCUGUCCUUCAUCAAGGUGAUGAACGUGGGCGUGAGGUUCCUGGUGAACCGGGUCCAGGACUACAUCCAGAGCAAGAUCGUGUACUACCUCAUGAACAUCCACGUGCACUCCCACUCCAUCUACCUGUGUCGCCAUGGCGAGAGCAACCACAACGUAGAGGGCCGCAUUGGGGGGGACUCCGAGCUGUCCCACCGCGGUAGACUGUUCUCCCAGGCUCUGCGGAGCUUCAUCGAGCAGCACCAGCUGUGGGACCUGAAGGUGUGGACCAGCCAGUUGAGGAGGACCAUCCAGACGGCCGAGGAGCUCGCUGUGCCCUACGAGCAGUGGAAGAUCCUCAACGAGAUCGAUGCUGGGGUGUGUGAGGAGAUGAGCUACGAGAUGAUCCAGGCCUCCUUCCCGGAGGAGUUUGCUCUACGGGACCACGACAAAUACCACUACCGUUACCCCGGGGGAGAGUCCUACCAGGACCUGGUCCAGAGGUUGGAGCCGGUGAUCAUGGAGCUGGAGCGCCAGGGCAACGUGCUGGUGGUCUGCCACCAGGCCGUCAUGAGGUGUCUGCUGGCCUACUUCCUGGACAAGAGUGCAGAGGACCUUCCCUACAUGAAAUGUCCUCUCCACACCGUCCUAAAGCUCACCCCCGUUGCAUACGGUUGCAAAGUGGAAAUGUUUUCCCUUAAUGUGGAGGCAGUGAACACGCACCGGGACAGACCUCUUUGUGUCCCGGUCUCCCCGCAGGCCAACGAUCCCAGGGACACCGUUCCCAUCCUGAGACGCAAUAGUUACACGCCACUGGCCAGUCACGACCAGGUCAAACGGCCCCGGCUGUACAGCGCCGGGAACAGGCCCUGGCUGCCCUCGGCCCCCACCCCCUCUGCUCUCAUGCCGGAGGGACAGCAGAGCCAAGUUAGUGUCAGAGUCACCCCCAACCUCCCACACCCCCCACCUUCACCACACCAGACCAGUCCGCUGUGCAGCCCCAGGCCUUCGCUCGUCUCCGCGGUUUCACGUCUGCUCUGGGUCGACGCCGUCUGUCUUUCUGGUGCAUGGUGCCCUUGCUUCACAGCUCUGCUCGGCCUAGCAUGAUAGCACGCCUACCGUUAGCAUUAGCAGGUCUAAUGCUAGCUUUAGCUUCACAUCUACUGGGCACACUCAUACACACACUAUAUAUUACCCAUUUGUCUAUGGGAAAAGAAGAAUGGAAACUAUUACAAUUCCAGAUAUCUUGCAUAAAUUGCAAGAUGCAACAUCGGACACGAACAGUCACACAGACACAUAUGUAUAAAUAUAUAUGUAUAGAUAUAAAUGUUAUAAAAAAUAAAGAAUCAUUACCAAUUUGGUGUUGAGAGGUGUGCCGUUUCCAUUUGUGUGUUUCGGAAGAAACAGUGGCAUUGUCUUGUGAGUCCAGUGCUUCAGUCGUUCUCCAUAUCUCUAUCUAUCCCUCUGUCUCUCUCUCUCUCUGCCUCGUCCCCUUCUCCUAUCUGUCUCUUCACAGCCUUGGAUAGGUGUCAAGUGUCUGUGAGUACGGUAUUGUCAUUUCCUCCCCCAAAGGUUGAAUUACAUCAUAAUCAUGAACUAUUUCAAUGCAAUUAACACUUAUUCUAGUUUCCAACCGUUUUUGGAGUUCAGUGAAAGCAGUGAUUUAUGUUGUUAGGGUUAGGGUUAGGGUUAACCCUGUAUGGGCCUCUGACCCUAACCCUAACCCAAAAUCGAGCAUUGUUUGAUUGGAGUAAAACAGCUUUUAAAACCUUUUAUUCAACAUUUAAACACAAAUGUAAGUAAUAAAUGUUGAGCGAAGUUACCAUACUAAGCUGUGUGAGUGCUGUUUAUCGCUGUCCUUUAACCACAUGCCACUACACUGACACAAAGUCUGCAUGACAAACACAGACAGGAUGUCCUCCAUACGAACAAAGUAGAACAGGGAGAGUUGCUGAGCUGAUACAUGUUGGUUUUUCCUGUUUCUGAAGGACUGCCUGUGUGAAGGAAUCGACUCGGACAGCCCAGAAGAGGCUAGUGACAGUGUCGAGUUCUGAGUGACCAUGGCACCCAAGACUCCCAAGCAAACGAUGCAUCACAUCAACGUAACCUGCUGCCUUGUCUAUGCUCGCGCACAAUUUAUUCACACGCCGUAACAAACAAAAUCUUCAGAACACAUUCAUUGCAAAAUGUAUUUCUGCCUAUCCGAUUUUUUAUUUGUGUUUUCGAUUAGGUAUGUUGAUCAAUUAAUUCUAAAAAACUUUAGAAUUAAUCGAAUCGAUAAAAUAUAAACGUAUCCUCAUAUUAAUUGCCUUUGAUAUGAUUUCAAAAUAAUAUCUUGGCUCAAAACUGACCAUGUGUAAUAAAUGAGGUUCGACGGUUACAUUAAAGUCCCUGCAUCCCGGGACCGGGGAAUCCAACCAAAGCCAACGGCUGUAAGCUUCUCCUGCAUGCGUGCCAAUACAAGGUCAUUGAACCAGUGAGAUGUAGCAGAGCUAGCACAUAGUAGUGUCUCAUUCUGCCUUACGGCUAUACGCUGCAUGCUACCAUAGCAUCCUCUUAGCACAAUUAUGUACAAUUAAUUAACCCAGUUCACCAACUGUUAUUUCACGAUGUGUGAUUGUAUAAAUAUAAAAAAGAAGUUAAUGUGGAUGCAUUUAUUUGAUGUGUUUUAACUUUGUAUUUAUCUGCUGUGGCCGAGGUUGGACACAUCAAUGAUAACUGGUUCUGAGGUAAAUCUUGGUCAAUCGCAAAGUUGAUAUUUAUGAUAUUUUUGACGGUAUGAGGUAUUUUUGAAAUGGGGGAAAAUGGAAAACAAAGGAUUUAAACCACGUUCUCAGAGUUUGUAAAGGUUUAAGAGCGAUGUGAUAGGUCUAUGGCAUUGUAAUAUACAAUAUAGUAAAUAAAAUGAAUAAAGUCCUGCUCUAAGUCGA
Messenger RNA from Gadus morhua (Atlantic cod), 3835 nucleotides. RefSeq names its product 6-phosphofructo-2-kinase/fructose-2,6-biphosphatase 2b (gene pfkfb2b). Lineage: Eukaryota; Metazoa; Chordata; Actinopteri; Gadiformes; Gadidae. The record is from RefSeq and is a predicted model, not a curated record. The coding region runs from base 294 to 2012 and encodes 572 amino acids. Gene Ontology annotation, biological process: fructose 2,6-bisphosphate metabolic process; fructose metabolic process. The transcript is spliced from 15 exons. Gene Ontology annotation, molecular function: 6-phosphofructo-2-kinase activity; ATP binding; fructose-2,6-bisphosphate 2-phosphatase activity. Gene Ontology annotation, cellular component: cytosol.